Messenger RNA from Maudiozyma barnettii, 1281 nucleotides. RefSeq names its product mannosyltransferase YUR1 (gene YUR1). NCBI's taxonomy places the organism in Eukaryota, Fungi, Ascomycota, Saccharomycetes, Saccharomycetales, Saccharomycetaceae. The record is from RefSeq and is a predicted model, not a curated record. Gene Ontology annotation, molecular function: alpha-1,2-mannosyltransferase activity. The coding region runs from base 1 to 1281 and encodes 426 amino acids. Gene Ontology annotation, cellular component: membrane; Golgi apparatus. The transcript has a single exon. Gene Ontology annotation, biological process: protein N-linked glycosylation; cell wall mannoprotein biosynthetic process.
AUGAUAGGGAUGUUUUAUUUGGUUAAGUGUGCGUCGAUUAUAUUAAUUUGCACUCCAAUAUUCUUUCAAAUAAAGGUUAUAUUGGAAGAUUUGUACGUACAAAAGAUUUUACCAUAUCAUUAUACCAGUCAAUCUCAAGAAUUGGCUCAUAAAUAUGACUCGUCACGAAUGAAAGUAGAUCAUUUGGAUGUUAAAUUCGGUACUAACACAUAUGACCCAGAUCCCUUCUCUCAACUACAUAAUGGGAAUAUAUCUAGGCAGGAGUAUCCACAGAAGGAAAAUGCAACCAUAUUGAUGUUGGUAAGAAAUGAAGAACUUGAGGGUGCAUUGGAAUCGAUGAGAUCAUUGGAGGACCGUUUCAAUAAAGAAUAUCAUUACGACUGGACAUUUUUAAACGAUGUACCUUUUACCACAGCGUUCAUAAUGGCCACAACUGCAAUGGCAAGUGGAAAAACACAAUAUGGACUUAUCCCAUCAGAGGAUUGGGAUAGACCUGUUUGGAUUGAGGAUGAUAAGUUUACCAAAUGUAUGAAAAAGAUGGAGGAAGAAGACGUGAUGUACGGGGACUCGGUAUCCUACAGAAAUAUGUGUCGAUUCAAUUCUGGAUAUUUUUUCCGUCAAGAAUUAUUAAUGGAUUAUGAUUACUAUUUUAGAGUUGAACCUAAUGUUGGUUAUUUUUGUGAUUUACCUUAUGAUCCAUUUAAGGUAUUAAGGGAACGUAAGGCCAAAUAUGGAUUUGUAAUUUCGCUUUAUGAAUAUGAAAAUACUAUACCGACUCUAUGGGAUGCUGUAUCUGACUAUAUAAUAGAGGAUGAUGGAAAAGAUGUUCACAUGGAUCAAAAUCAUUAUGGAUUUCUAACAGAUAAAUCUCAAAUCGGUCGUUAUUUACCUGCUACAGAGUCUAAUUCGGAUUACAAUCUGUGUCAUUUUUGGUCAAACUUUGAAGUGGGUGACUUGAACUUCUUCAGAAGUGAACAGUACUUAAAUUAUUUUAAUCAUCUGGAUUCAAAAGGUGGAUUUUAUUAUGAAAGAUGGGGUGAUGCGCCUGUCCAUUCAAUUGGAGCAUCGUUAUUGCUGAAACAAGAUGAAAUUGUACAUUUUGACCAGAUCUCCUAUUGCCAUCCACCAUUUUAUACUUGUCCAACAUCCAUGUAUGCACGUUUGGAUCAACGAUGUAUCUGUGAUAGUGAAAAUGAAUAUAGUAUUGAUAUUAAACCGCACAGUUGUCUAAUGCGUUGGUGGAAGAAUGGUAGUGGUAAAUAUUUCAUCAAGGAAGGUUAG